AUGACCGGUGUGAUUUUGGUCGAGCGGAGGCGUGCCGCUAUUGUCAAACUCUUGAAACCUGUUAAGUCGCCCAAGCAGUUAGAGCCGCACCGACCAACCAGCCCCACCCCCAUUGUCAGCGAGGUUGCUGAGAACAUGGUACUGACUGAAGGGACUGCUUUGGGUAUGGAUGCCGCGCCCCCACCAGCAUGCGCGCCACACGCAGCACAUAAAUGGGGGCGGGCGCCCUCGGCGGGGUUGUUUGGGGGAAGCACGGGGCCCGGCGCCGCGGCCGUGGGUUUGCAGCGCACGCCCCGCGAAGCAUACGCCUUUCCGCGCGGGGCGUGCGGGAGGCGCACCCCACCUUCCCUGCCCUUCUGCACCUGUGAAGGGCCUCCUCGCCUCCCUGUGGUGCUGCGGCUGCCGCCUCGGUGGUGCCAUAACGGUUUAGCAUGCUUUCUUGAGACGGCAGCCGCCGAGCGUGUUUGCCUUAUUUCGAGCUGGAGCAACAAUGUCCGGUCGGAUUGGGUGGCCGUAGGAACACCCUGUUGA
Trypanosoma rangeli is the source of this 531-nucleotide messenger RNA. Its product is annotated as L1Tc protein. Lineage: Eukaryota; Euglenozoa; Kinetoplastea; Trypanosomatida; Trypanosomatidae. The transcript has a single exon. The record is from RefSeq and is a predicted model, not a curated record. Bases 1 to 531 code for a protein of 176 amino acids.